Oryzias melastigma (Indian medaka) is the source of this 1347-nucleotide messenger RNA. It is a transcript of the gene gnpnat1, whose product is annotated as glucosamine-phosphate N-acetyltransferase 1. Gene Ontology annotation, biological process: UDP-N-acetylglucosamine biosynthetic process. Gene Ontology annotation, molecular function: monosaccharide binding; glucosamine 6-phosphate N-acetyltransferase activity. The record is from RefSeq and is a predicted model, not a curated record. Gene Ontology annotation, cellular component: endoplasmic reticulum-Golgi intermediate compartment; Golgi apparatus; endoplasmic reticulum. NCBI's taxonomy places the organism in Eukaryota, Metazoa, Chordata, Actinopteri, Beloniformes, Adrianichthyidae. The coding region runs from base 202 to 1038 and encodes 278 amino acids. The transcript is spliced from 6 exons.
CCAUGUAAACAAAGGGAUGAUGGGAAAUGAAGGUGGGUUUACAACAGCCCAGCCCUCAACUCCGAGGGAAAUUUCUAAUGAACCCCUGUCGCAUUGCAGAAACUUUGUCCUAAAAACAACACCAUUUUUUUAUGUUGACUUAAAAAAAAUACUUAAUCGUAAUUUAAAGAGGUCUGGUAAAGCGAUUGGAUUGGGACUUUAAUGGCAAAUAUUAACUACAACUCACCCUCCUGCGCGGUAGGUGGCGGUAAUGCGCCUCAAACGUUGGAUGCCGUACGCCAAUUCGAUCGAAAGAAGAACUGGAACAUCUUCCGUGCCACGUCCUACGACAGAGGCGGAAGUAGUAGCGAUGACACCCCCGGCGUUGCUCUGAACGAUGUAGCUCUGCCUCAUUCAUACAUCGCCGCAGCUCUCCGCUGUUCACCACCCUCCAGGAACUCAGCUGGACCGGCUCCUGUGUGCUGCUUUCACCGAGAUUGUGGAAUGCUGCUGGACGAGACUCCACUUUUUGAGCCCUCUCUGCUCCAGGAGAUAGACUGGAGCAACAACACCGUCACCUUCUCUCCGCCCAUCUCGCCGUCCAGCCCGGGAGAAGGUCUGGUGCUCAGGCCACUGUGCAUGGCCGAUUUUAACAGAGGUUUCUUCAAAGUUUUAUCCCAGCUCACCAAGACCGGUGAUGUCACACCGGAGCAGUUUGCCAAGAAAUUCGAACACAUGAAGUCGACCGGGGACUACUAUGUGAUUGUGGUUGAAGACACAAAUAUGGGACAGAUUGUCGCCACGGCCACGCUGAUCACUGAACACAAAUUCAUCCACUCCUGCGCAAAGAGGGGCAGGGUGGAGGAGGUCGUUGUGAGUGACAUGUGCAGAGGGAAGCAGUUGGGAAAGUUGUUAGUCACUGCUCUCACCCUUCUCAGCAAAAAGCUCAACUGCUAUAAAGUGACCCUGGAAUGUGCUCCCAAGAAUGUGGCUUUUUACCAGAAGUUUGGCUACGCCGCCUCAGACGAGACGUACAUGCAGUGCAGGUUCUUUGACUGAUGCAGCUUUAAGCCUUUUUUUUUUUUUUGGCGGGCAUGGACCAUUCAAAUAGAUCCAACAACACUUGGAGGCAACGGAUCCUUGAAAACAUUUUCGAUUUUCAGGGUAAACAUGUUUAAUUUAGUCUCGGUGGCAGACUUUCUUUAGAUUAUCAAUGACUCAUUUCCUGUCUUAAUUUUUUUGUUACAUUGAAACAUGUUCUGUACUAUGUGAAAGGAGAGAUUGAUUCCCAUGCAGCUGUAACAUAAUGUGGGAAAUGAAGAGCCGAAUAUCAGACACUACAAAGCAAAAUGAAGUACAGGCACUUUU